CCUCCCGACCAUAUCACUAAGUCACUCUAGUCUCACUCGAGUGACUCAGUGACAAGUCUGACAUCACUGUCGGAUCGGGAGGUAGGCUCACUUCCGGAGGAAAACCAACCAGAUGUGAUCAAAAUCGUUUUCCACCGGGUGAAGAGCUUCUCAACAAAGGUAACUGCAACCAAGCCAAGGAGAAAGCGUUCAGAGCGCUUUGCAAAUUCUUCAAGAAGAAAACGUUCCGGUACUGCCGUUCUCCCUUUUCCUACGCAUUCCUUGAGGAGAUGAUGACUUCCCCAUCCCCUUGGAAUGGUUGUGAAGAAGACCCCAGACAAAGUUGGCGAAAAAAAUUUUUACUGGUAAAUGAAACCUUUUGCUUUGCAUCUGCGUCGCCUUCAAAACAUCAUUAAGAGGGACGCACCGAUCGAAGAGGAUGUCUUCAUCGAAAAGAUGGCAGAGAAAAUGGAUCUUUCAUUGAAUCAGGAAGAGGAGCUAAAAGCCAAAGGAACUUCCGAGGAAAAGAUUGAUGGAAUUUUCUUUAUUCUCCGCAAGAAACAUCCGAAGAAGACCUACGAUAAUGUGCUGGAUGCUUUGCAAGAAAUGCAGAGGGGUGAUAUUAUCUCUAAACACCUGCAGGCAUCCAGAGGGGAAUCAGUACGGCACACCCGGCAGCGAUGCACCUGUACUGGAGCCCAGGCUAAAAGAACAGAGAUGCCUCCCAUCUCAUCUUUCACUCGGAACUCCAACCGUAUCAAAGGGGUUGGCACAACGGAAAUGCAGGAAUUCUUUUCACUGAGACUGGAUCCCCGUAGCAACCCUCGGAAUUGGGGACUGGACGAGGUCGAGCAGUGCCUUAAGAACAAUAACUUGGCCAUGUAUUGCUGCAAAUUUCGUGAGGAGGAAAUCCACGGCACAGAACUCUUGGACUUGAAAAGAAAGGACUUCAAGGUGAUAUUGGGGAUCGAACAUUUGGGGCCUAUCAAGCGUCUACAGAAAGCUAUAAAGGCACUAAAGCGUUCUGAGAAGCAUUUCAUCAACUUGAUCCCGACAAAUGCAACGAACAACCAUAUCGCCUAAUGUUUUCAUCCUGUUUUUCUCUAUCCAUUGCAAAACUUCCCUUCCUCUCACACUAUGUAUUCUGUGAUUUUUUAAUUUCAUAUAUACCCACUCAAAAAAGAAACGCAGAGUUGAAUCACUAGUAUAUUGUACGUACAGUUUAAUCAUGUUACGACAUGUAGCCAUGAAUUCCAUCAGGGCGGAAAGAAAUUAAGUGUUUGAGACCAUUUUACUCUUGAAUGUCCAUCACCUGUAACCGCUUGCGCAUGAAUUGAAGUUUUACUUAAAACCCUAGUAAAGAGCAUGUGGAUUUCAUUCGUUCGCAAUGAAACUCGGUGCAAUGUCGCGUAAUGCCGUUUUCAAUAAAAAGGGGUGGGUUCUCGUCAAUGGGAAGGCAGUCGUUGUAGUGUAAACAUCCAUCAAGGAUGCAGAGACUCUCAGUAGCGGAUUGAGAUAAUGGUAUUCGGAGUUUGGAAGCUGGAGUCCCGGUCUUCCGUUGCAAGACAUUUUAACGGCCUUCAGCAACAAUGUUCAACGCCUAAUUGUCCAGGCAAGGGCAGAUCAAGAAACACCAUCCCUGCUGGAAUAUGCAUAACGAUGGUUAGGCUCAGGCUGACGCGAUGGGUUUCGGUUCAGGUUCCCUCUAUAUUUUUACCCAGUAAAGGUUGGGUUACCGGAAUUCGGCUCAUGAAGGCGGUGCGGGCUUCGAUAAAGACACGGAUGAGGACAUGCUUUUCUGUGACUUCUUUAAAUUUGCAUCUAGGAUG
This is a messenger RNA of Darwinula stevensoni, 1808 nucleotides long. Lineage: Eukaryota; Metazoa; Arthropoda; Ostracoda; Podocopida; Darwinulidae. The record is from the annotation of a GenBank genome assembly.